AUGCACAGACCAGCAGCCGCUUUGCAGACGUGCAUCGACCACCAGUGGGUGGCUCUGAAGACCCUGCGGCAGAGGCUGGAGAGCGAGCGAUGCAUUGGUCCGGACCAGCCCUGCCCGGACCAGCCCUGCCCGGCCACCCGCCACCCGCCGGGUCCUCCGCACAGCCGGCGGACCAUUGCCCACAUGGCCAGAGAGAGCAAACUGAGCCGCUUCGUGGACCUGACUUCCGAACUGACCGCCGUGGAGCAGCGCGGACUGUGCCCUUUGCCGGAGCCACACUUCUUCCCUGUGGAAUUAAAGCUCAGCGUGGAGUUAAGAAACAUCUGCGUUCGCUUGGCGACCAGGAAGGACGGCUUCCAGCUUGAUGGCGAUCUGAAAGAGAUCGAAGAUUGUUUGAUGAACAUUGUCAACCAGCUGUUACUUUCGUUGUCUUUGUACAAUUCGGAAUCGCACCUGCAGGCUACUGAAAUGCUGAAAGGCUUCCUUAAAAAGUUCCCAGAUAGGAGAAAUCAUUUGGAAUCGUCGUUUUAUUGCUCUUAGUGUAAGAUAAUGUGUUAUUUGCCCCCAAAGCUUUGGAACUCUCUCUCCCCAAUCCCCCC
Molecule: messenger RNA, 599 nt
Organism: Callorhinchus milii (elephant shark)
Lineage: Eukaryota; Metazoa; Chordata; Chondrichthyes; Chimaeriformes; Callorhinchidae
Product: leukemia-associated protein 7-like
Exons: 2
Coding region: 1-540 (179 amino acids)
Source: RefSeq, a predicted model, not a curated record